Molecule: messenger RNA, 1149 nt
Organism: Symbiodinium sp. CCMP2592
Lineage: Eukaryota; Dinophyceae; Suessiales; Symbiodiniaceae
Source: the annotation of a GenBank genome assembly
AUGUUGGGCUUGAGGAUAUCCAGAGUCAAUGGGGAGGUUUUCGAAGACUGUGUGGUCGAAGAGCGAGAAACUCAGACAUUCAUGAGCAGGGAAGAGCCAGCAGAUCUCCACGAGGCCGUACUGCUCGGGUACAAGGUGUAUGUCGAUGAUGGGAACUCCUUGGACACGAAGGACAUCUUCUACCUGGCAGAGGUCAUCGAUGAUCCGGAGCGCCGUGUAUUCCGCCAAGAUCACAUCGUCCCCAGCAGAGCUUACAAGUACAAGGUCACCGCCAUCACGGAGGUCGGUGAAGGAGAUGCAGCGGUGGAGUCUUUGGUUCCUUCCUCAAAGCCUCGUGCCGCGCCGGUCGCCUCAGUGCUGGACGACUGCACGAUCCCCUGGUACACCAGCAAGGCCCUUUGCCCGUACCCUCAGCGGUAUCAACUGACCGUCGCCUCCGUGGACGUCCGGGAAGAUGCCGACAUCACUUCGCCGCGGUUAUUCCCCUUCGUGACGGUGACACAGGGAACCAUCCUCGAGGUGACCGAGGAGCGCUUGGGGGCCGACGGCCGCAUGUAUCUGAGCAUCCCCAGCUACGGCGGCUGGCUCUAUGACGACACCCCCCUGAAUCCUAGCAGCCCCCUGGCAGAGCGACUGCCUUCCCUGAAAGCUCAGUGGACUUGGCCUGACGAGGAGGAGAAAGCAAUCGGAGGAUCUCCGAUCAGUGCCUGGCGGGUCUACAAAUCAACCGAUGGCAUCAUCUGGAGCGACAACUUCACGGCGGAGUUAUCGGCCACUGCACGGAACGUGUCCAUCCCGUGCGAAGUCAGCGAGGUCACGGUGCCCUUCUGGUUGCGCGUGACGGCUGUAAACAACGUCGGCGAAGGUCCGCCUUCCAAUGCGGCGGCUCUCAGAUGCUCCCUUCCACCCGGCCUGCAGCCGGCACCUAUCCAGGUCGGAAGUGACAUCACCUCCAUCCUUCUGGAGUUUCAGCCUGCGGACCUCCACAAUGCGACGCUCUUGGGCCACAUCUUGACUUAUGCGCACUACACCGACGGAGUUCAUGUGGAGGAGAAGUCGGUGCAUGUUUCCACCCUCCACCCGCGCUACAACGUGGCUCGCCUCUGCUCACUGACGUUCCUGAAAGUCAGACAGUUCCUUUUGCUUUAA